Messenger RNA from Camelina sativa (false flax), 335 nucleotides. RefSeq lists its product as uncharacterized. Lineage: Eukaryota; Viridiplantae; Streptophyta; Magnoliopsida; Brassicales; Brassicaceae. The record is from RefSeq and is a predicted model, not a curated record.
CAAAAAACAGGCAGCAAAAAAAAGUAAAAGAUAUGGGAGCGAAUUGGAAUUCGAUGAUUGUGAUUGUGUUUGUGAUGACAAUGGUAAUGGUAAUGGCAAUGGAAAUUGUCAAUGGAGAGACGUUGGCUCAAUGCCGUGAAGAUUGCAUUCAAGAGUGUGCCACCACCGGUGCACUUCCGAUCAAAUGCCUUCAGAGUUGCUUCCGUAGAUGUCACGGCAAACUUCUUUGAGGCAUAGAAGAGAUGAAGAAUAAAAGACUUGAAGUCAUGAAUCAGUGUUGGACUCUUGAGACUUUUACUUCCUUUUAUCCUUAUAAGUUAUAACAUCAAAUUGUA